Messenger RNA from Schistocerca nitens (vagrant locust), 2763 nucleotides. RefSeq lists its product as uncharacterized. The record is from RefSeq and is a predicted model, not a curated record. The coding region runs from base 60 to 1736 and encodes 558 amino acids. The transcript is spliced from 15 exons. Lineage: Eukaryota; Metazoa; Arthropoda; Insecta; Orthoptera; Acrididae.
CCGGUAAUUACAACUGGAACAAUAAAGUUCACACUUUCAAAUUCCCGAGAGACGACGACAUGCGUAGGAAGUGGUUAUCUGCGAUUAAUAGGGAUGGUUUCAUUCCUACGAAAUAUUCUGUGGUAUGCCAUCGUCACUUCACAGAAUCCGACAUCCGCCGUUAUGCUAAAUAUUAUGACAAAGCGAGAAACAGAACACUUGCAGUCAGGCUUGACAAACCCAGACUGCAAGAGGAUGCCAUUCCGUCGGUGUUUGCAUGCUGGCCCAAUAGAGGAACAACAAAGUACAACGUGAAGGAAACUGCACACGGGCACGCCUUGUAUCUGUCUGAUCACACUUACGCUCGGCCUUGUCCUUCCAAAUCGAAGACAAAUUAUGGAGAUGUUGCAGAUUCUAGCCCAAGUUGGACAGCAGAAAGACACCAGCUUGUAGCUAAAGGACCUAACGAGAAAGUCUCUCACUGUGGAAGUCCUGCGGUGCCAAGUUGUUUUGCAGAAUUUGAAUUUGGGGAUAAGGUGAUAGAGCUGUUUGGUCUCGAUAAUGUAUCGGCUGAUGCAAAUAGUCUCAAGGAAUUUGGGGAUAAGGUGAUAGAGCUUUUGGGUCUCACAAGUGUAUCAGCCGAUACAAAUGGUGCCAAGGUUUCUACGUUUCAGAAUGAUCAUGAAUCAGCACAGAUAAUAAUCAAAGAGGAAAUUGAUUGUGACACUGACAACGGUUCUGUCAACGACUUGGAUUCUCCGUAUUUUGCAGAUGAGGACAGCAGUGUUUCCGCCGCCUGCAAAUCCAAAGUCACGAGAGGGAGAGACGGGCUCAGCAGUUGCACCAGCUGCUUGCCGCGGGCUCACCAAUCUGCCGGCCCUCCGUCGUCUCGGAGUCUGUCCUGCAGCCAGUAUCACUGUGCAGUGUUUAGAUGUGUUACCAACGCCCGCAAGAUGCCAGGUGUCGUGUGUCACUCUUUCCCCAAAGACGAACACUUGCGGUGCGAGUGGAUCGCGAGGUGCAGGCGGCCCGACGUAAUCAACGCGAGAACUGCGCGGGUGUGCUCUGUACAUUUUCGGCCGGAGGACUACGUACGAGAUUUGAGAAACGAACUUCUCGGAUUACCCUUGAGAAAGAAAUUAGUACCCACAGCAGUACCCUGUCUGAACAUUCCGAGGUGGGACGAAGGUGAAAUUGUGGAAUGCAGGGAUGAGAGCAAAAAGGUGUGUGAACAGCAUUUUCACCCUCAUGAAAUUAUAACAACAUCUCAAGAUAUCAGAAGAAAUGGAGACGUUCCUCGCACACUUGCAAGACCAAGUUUGCUUUCAACAGCAGUUCCUUCUGUUUUUCCAAAUUGCCCUCACUAUUUGAGCAAACCUUCAAGCUACAGAAUUGGCCCUGAGAGAGGAGGACGCAGAAGAAAGAAGCUACGUCGCUGUGAUUACGAUGACAGUGACAACAACAACGUGGAUGCUGUUGCACACAAAAUACCAGUGAACCCUCGGGAUGUGAUCGUAAAAGACGAAAUAAUUGUAAAGAGAGAAGUCGAGUCUGAUUCUGAAGAUGUGGUGGACACAGGUAGACAACAGGAAUUUGAAUACUUGUCAGUCAGGGAGGAACCAUUAGAAGACCCUGAUGAAUCCACGUUGUCAGCAAAUGAAGAGUCAUGUGAACAAGUGGGUCAUGAUCAGGAACUGCCAGUUAUCAUCAAAGAAGAAAUUGACUGUGAUGAUUACACCGAUCCACUCAGCUUUUGAGAAGAGGUCAACACGAGGCCCUGGAGCUACACGAAGAAGACAACUCGCAAAGCCCGGGAGCUACGUGAGGAAGACGUUUCGCCACUGACGUGGAGACGAGUAGUGGUAACAGCUCGGAGAAUGACGUGUGCUGUUGCCGAGUGCUGCACCGGAAUCUCACAAGUCAGAAGAGUACGAAACUCGGACGAUACGUCGUGGAGACGGAAGAAGUAUUCGUAACGUGUACCGAGCACGUGUCUGAGUGUCCUCGGACCCUACACUGCCGCCAUUGUAAUUGGGCACGUACAGUCUCGUACACCUGUGAGGUGACGUGCCAAUUGUCAUUUGUAUUGUGAGAAAGCAAAUGUGCAGCUGCUAACAGCGGCGUGCUGGGAGUCUGGGGCCUUGCCCGCUCGUGCGAGAUAUCUGGCGUGGCGUUUAGAUUGCCUUACGUCGAAUGAUUCCGGGUGUAUACAUUGUACUUAGUUGAGAGAGCUCUUUUGUUUCUAUUUUGGGGGAAGACUUUAGAAAAACCUCUGUAAGACUCCAAACACGGUGUGUGUAACUGGACAUUUGUUGUGAUAUGUAACUCAGUCUCAUUGGCACAGUAACAUUCAUUAGAGACCAGUUUUCAAUGUUCAGCCUCCAGUUUUGAGUUUGCUGCUACAGAAUGAAAGCCGAGGUUAAUGGCGCCAACUUGUGAGCAAUUAAAUUUUACUGUGCAAGUAACACUGUGAAUUGCAUACCGUUCUGUGAACACGUGGCAUUGCCCUGUGCAGUCGUGGCAAAUAUUACCAGACUGUUGCAACAAGUUAAGUGAUGUCAUAGAAAUCUUCACAUAGAAAAGGGGCGUGAUACUUGUGUGUAUUGUGUGUCUAAUAAUAUUGCAGUAUCAGAAGUGUGUAAGCUUCUGAGGACUAUAAGUACUGACCAUGAAGCGUGUACUAUAGCUUUGUUACUCUUUGUUUUAAAUAUUUUAUAUAUGUGUAUAUGUAUGUAUACAUAUUUUGAGGUGGUCUUUUUUAAUAUAUAAUUCCGUUUUUGGCAA